Hyphopichia burtonii NRRL Y-1933 is the source of this 237-nucleotide messenger RNA. RefSeq names its product Crd2p (gene CRD2). The record is from RefSeq and is a predicted model, not a curated record. Bases 7 to 237 code for a protein of 76 amino acids. The transcript has a single exon. NCBI's taxonomy places the organism in Eukaryota, Fungi, Ascomycota, Pichiomycetes, Serinales, Debaryomycetaceae.
AUCAAAAUGGCUUGUUCUGCUGCUGAAUGUGUUUGUGCUAAAAAAUCUACCUGUUCUUGUGGUAAAGAAGCUGCUUUACACUGUACUUGUGAAAAGGCUGCUGUUGAAAAUGUUACUCCUGCUGCUAGUGAUGCUUGUGCUUGUGGUAAAAGAGCUAAAGGCUCUUGUACCUGUGGUGUUUCUAACACUGCUUGUGAUGGCGUUAGAGAAGGUGAAACCGACUUUACUGGUAUGUAA